ACGUGGCACACAACCUUAUUUUCAUUUCUGAGCGAUUCUGGAAAAAUGGUCGAAGAAAAAAGGGAUUUGUUUAUUUUGGAUGAUUUGGACUCUGCAAGAAAGUUCUGGCAGAGAAAGGAGGACUCAUUCAAGACCUCACUACACGAUUGUCUAAAUGAAACCGUUUCGAGCUUCUUGGACAGACGGCCGGAAAAUGCGAUUGGUGUCUUCGAAGAUUUCUUCUCCGAAAUAAGAUCACCUCCCAAGACAAAACACGAAGUUCAGGAUCAAGAAAACACGAAAGAAACAGAACUCAAACUACUAACAGCAUCCAUCCUAACACAAAAGCUUUUUGAGAAAGAUGCAGAUAAAGAGGGAGAAUUGGAAACUGAUGAAGAAGUUGAGACACCAUUACCGAAUCUUAUAAAUCUCAAUUUCUACUUUGAGCAAGCGGGCAUUGGACUUCCUCAUGAAGAAAUGUUCAAUGUGUGGCUUUCGUUGAAAACUCUUGUUGAUUCUAAACCUCUUCAGACCGUUAGAUUUUGGGGUAAAAUAUUCGGUUUGGAGCACAAUUACUACAUUGCUGAAGUCGAAUAUCGCGAUGGAGGUCUUGAGGAGGAGGAGGAGCUAGAGCGAGAAGAACGGGAAGAAGAGGAAGAAGAUAGUAAAGAUAAAGAUGACGAAAAUGAAAAUGACGAUGACAGAGACGAAGAAGAGGACGAUCUUCCGAAAUCAACAUGGGUUGCACCCCCCGUCAUCCCCAAAGAAGAUUACAAAUCGGGUGCAAACAAACAUGUCUACUUCGUCACGAACACUUUCUGUGGAUCAUGGAUAAAAUUACCUCACGUUUCGCCUGCUGAAAUUAAUGCCGCGCGGCAAAUAAAGAAAUUUUUUACAGGGAGAAUUGACGCACCGGUCGUGAGCUAUCCUCCGUUUCCUGGUAACGAGGCGAACUACCUUCGUGCUCAGAUCGCUCGGAUUACCGCUGGCACGCACAUAAGUCCCGCUGGCUACUACGCUUUCGAGGAUGAGGAAGAAGAAGAAGAGGAGGAGGUGCGUGAAACUUACGUGGUUAAUCCCGAGUUCGAAGGUGUGAAUCCCCGCGAGUUAUUAGAUACCACUGCAAACACUUGGGUACAUCAUUGUUUGAAUAUCCUACCUCAGGGUCGCUGUAUUUGGCAUAAUCCUGUCACGAGAAAUGAAGAUGACUUUGAAGAAGAAGAACCAGACGACGAAGAAGAAGGGGAUGAGGAAAUUAUGCCAGAAACUGGACCGCCAUUGUUGUCAUCCAUCAGUGAAGAUGAUGGGAUAGACAACAAGCCUGCAUGGUCGUCGUAUCUUUCCUCAAACUUUCUUCCUCAAUACGCCAUCGCUGUUAUGAGAUCCAAUCGAUGGCCAGGAGCGUACGCCUUCGCUCAAGAAAUGAAAUUUGAAAACAUUUACAUCGGUUGGGGUCAGAAAUACAUGCCCAAAGGUUACACUCCCCCCGUUCUGCCACCUGUCCUUGAUGAAUACCCCACGGGAGCUGACGUCAUUGAAAUUGCCGACCCCACCGUUGAAGAGGAAAAGGAAGCGAAAAGCAAGACAGAGGAGGAUUUAGAGCCUGGAGACGAGGACGAAGAUAUUGAUGAUGAAGACGAUGAUGAUUAAUGUCGACGUUGAGCUUUUUGUUUGAACUGGAUGGGUGUAUAGAAUUUGUAUAUAAUAGUUCAUGAAAUGCCAGAUUGUGAUGUAAUCUGUGUGAAUAAAUUUGUAUAUUUCCACAUCAA
Messenger RNA from Xenia sp. Carnegie-2017, 1748 nucleotides. RefSeq names its product radial spoke head protein 4 homolog A-like. The coding region runs from base 46 to 1629 and encodes 527 amino acids. The transcript has 14 exons. Gene Ontology annotation, biological process: cilium movement involved in cell motility; cilium assembly; axoneme assembly. The record is from RefSeq and is a predicted model, not a curated record. Gene Ontology annotation, cellular component: axoneme; radial spoke. Lineage: Eukaryota; Metazoa; Cnidaria; Anthozoa; Malacalcyonacea; Xeniidae.